Messenger RNA from Amphibalanus amphitrite, 1899 nucleotides. Its product is annotated as endonuclease G, mitochondrial-like. Gene Ontology annotation, molecular function: nucleic acid binding; RNA endonuclease activity; single-stranded DNA endonuclease activity. The transcript is spliced from 7 exons. Gene Ontology annotation, biological process: apoptotic DNA fragmentation. The record is from RefSeq and is a predicted model, not a curated record. Gene Ontology annotation, cellular component: mitochondrial inner membrane; nucleus. The coding region runs from base 372 to 1316 and encodes 314 amino acids. Lineage: Eukaryota; Metazoa; Arthropoda; Thecostraca; Balanomorpha; Balanidae.
GUCUUAAAAAUCUUUAUUGAUCAAGCUAGCAUCUGAAAGGCCAAAAAACAGGUUUUCUGUCAUAGCCAAAGAUUUGCAGUUAUUUAAGGGCAGCUUUUUGUAGCAGCUGCGUGAGAAACGUCUACACUUUUCCCCCCUCCUUUUUUACUUUAUCAAGCUUCAACAUUAGGGGCUUGAGAGAGGAAAGUGUCCAAAGUGUCUUAUUUUGCUUGAAUUGCCAAAGAUCAAGAUUGUUUGGGAUAUAUGGGUUUGCACUGUAUUAUUUAAUAUAGCAAAAUAAGCCCUAUUGAUCAGUUAUUUGCUUCCAAGUUUCUGUAAACGAUUAACGAAAUCCGAAUUAUACUGCAUAUACAUACCUACGAGGCCGGAGGAUGUCGCUGGGUCGGCUGUCGGUGGGCGUGUCGGCCGGCCUGGGCGGCUGGCUGGCCGGCUGGCUGUGCAGCACCAAGUCCGAGGCGCCCCCGCGACUACGGCCGCUGCCCGGCCACCCCAUGUUCGGCACCGUGUCGGCCGCGAUGCCCGUGCCCGCCGACGCGCCUAUGAGAGACGUCGGCACCAUCGACCCGGCGCCGGCCAAAAACGCCAGCCGGGUGUCGCAGAUCAUGCGUUUCGGCUUUCCCGGCCUGGACAACGUACGCUCGCAGAGUGACUACGUGUUAUCCUACGACCGCCGUGCGCGCGUGCCGCAUUGGGUGUUUGAACACCUGACAGCGGAGAGCGUGCAGAGGAACGACGAGGUGGACCGGGCCGGCUGCGCCUUCAACGCGGACGAAUCCAUCCACCCGUACUUCAGGGCGGAGAACAGCGACUACAAGGGCAGCGGGUACGACCGAGGUCACAUGGCAGCGGCGGCCAACCACCGGGUGUGCCAGCAGCACCAGCAGGAGACGUUCCUGUUGUCCAACAUGGCGCCGCAGGUCGGCAUUGGGUUCAACCGCGACAAAUGGAACGACCUGGAGAUGCACGUGCGAAAACUGUGCAAGGUGUUCACGAAUGUGUAUGUGUGCACCGGACCACUUUAUCUGCCCAGGCGCGAGGCGGACGGUCGUCAGCGCGUGAGUUACGAGGUGAUCGGCCGUAACCAGGUGGCCGUGCCGACCCACUUCUACAAGGUGGUGGUGGCCGAGUCGCCGGCUGGACACCUGGAGAUGGAGGCCUACGUGAUGCCCAACCAGGCCAUCCCCAACGAGACGCCCAUCGCCAACUUCCUGGUACCCCCGGAUGUCAUCGAGCGAGCAGCCGGCCUUCUGUUCUUCGACAGAAUGGACCGAAGCCGGCUGAAACGUGUCAACGGACGGAAAACUACCUGGCUUUGAUCUCAACGGAACUAGCAUGAUGAAGGAAACCGAUGUUUUUCAAACAUGUGACAACCGUUUUGCCGUGAAACGUGAACGUUUCGAAAGGGCAAAGUUCAUUAACUGCCAAAACUAGUCUUGCCACAGGCUGUUGGCUGUUUGACAAUGGCAUAGUUGUUUGGGAUGUUGGGGCGGCUGGUCAACCAUGUUGUUACGUGGCAUUUGACUGGAGGAGGAGCGUGCCAGUUUUUGGGCGUUGUUUGUUGUGGGAUGGGAUGGUUCCUGCAAUCACCAGGGAGCGUUUAGGCAUCCGACGAGGAAUUGGAAUUGAGAGUGCCUAUUUGCCGCAUUGUGGAGCAAUAACUGCAAUGGUUUGUUUUUUGUUGUGGAUUCCCUCCUCCGAAAUGAAACGGAAUGGUAUAGUUGGAACGUUUUAUGAUCAUCGAACCCGUCCAGGCGGAGAACCCGUCGGAAUGGAUCCAUACUGAGUAUGACCCAAGGCGCUAUGUAGUAUGUACGCUACGCUCUGACUUGCGUGGUCAACCGUUGAUGUUCAGUGACAUAUGACAUGAUGACGUGAUUGACAAUAAAUAAAAUGCUCAUU